Messenger RNA from Sebastes umbrosus (honeycomb rockfish), 2015 nucleotides. RefSeq names its product nucleolar protein 9. The record is from RefSeq and is a predicted model, not a curated record. The transcript is spliced from 12 exons. Gene Ontology annotation, cellular component: preribosome, small subunit precursor; nucleolus; 90S preribosome. The coding region runs from base 113 to 1942 and encodes 609 amino acids. Lineage: Eukaryota; Metazoa; Chordata; Actinopteri; Perciformes; Sebastidae. Gene Ontology annotation, molecular function: RNA binding. Gene Ontology annotation, biological process: ribosomal small subunit export from nucleus; endonucleolytic cleavage to generate mature 5'-end of SSU-rRNA from (SSU-rRNA, 5.8S rRNA, LSU-rRNA); endonucleolytic cleavage in ITS1 to separate SSU-rRNA from 5.8S rRNA and LSU-rRNA from tricistronic rRNA transcript (SSU-rRNA, 5.8S rRNA, LSU-rRNA).
CGUCAUCACUACGCGUCCACGUCUACAUAUUUCACACAAUAUCAAACUGAGCAUCCUCUCUUACAAGACCAAGUCAUUCUACUUGUAGUCUGCAUGCUGGAAGGUCCAAGCUAUGUUGACGAAAGCAGAAGAAAGGAAACCACAGAAAGGGGGAGGAAAGAAGAGGAGACACCCCGGGGAAGAUGGAGAUGGAGAAGGAGGAGAGAGGAAGAGGAGGGGUGGUGGUGAAGAAGGAGACGGAGGCAGGAAGCGUCUGGACGCCCUGAGUGUGGGCUAUUUUCGCCGAGUUGGGGAAAGACUCAGUGAAGGCUUUGAAGAUAAUGAGGAGAGAGGGAUGUUUGUGGAGAACGUCCUCACAGAAGUUAAAGGUAAAGCGGCGGUGGUGGCGAUGGACCAGACGGGAAGCAUCACCCUGCAGCGGCUGCUCCUGCUGUGCAGUCUUGACCAGGCGGCCGAGGUGUUGGCCGAACUGGGCGGUGAAUCGGGGUCCGGGUUUAAGGCGGUUUGUUGUGACCGGUGCAGCAGCCACAUCGUGGAGAGUGCAGUCAGACAGAUAUCCAGGUGGAUGGAGUUGUCGUCUGCUACCACAGAAGAAGAAGAGGAGAGUUGUGGGGUGUUGGAGGCCCAGGUGUUGUCUUUAAGUCAGGUAGUGAGAGACAACAUCGCGGAGUUCAUCAAACAUGUUCAUGGCUCACACGUGGUCCGCACACUUCUACAUGUGCUGGCCGGCUGUCUCGGACCCCCCCGCACUGAGUCUCGUCCAGGUGCAAAGGAACGCAAUGCUGUUCCCCAGCUGACAGACUUUGAGAUUCCCACUUCAUUCUGGUACGAGCUGAAAAGCCUCACAGAGACCUUGAUGGACAACGUUAAUUUGAGUGUGACCGAUGCUGUAGCCAGUGCAGUGUUCCAGACCAUGUUGACGGUGUGUCACAGAAAACGGCCUAAACUCUGCAAACAGCUCCUCAAAGGCAUCAUGGAGUACCUGACAAGUCGCAAUGCCGCUCCAGGAGUGAGUCCACUUCUGGUCUUUCUCAAGGACCCGGCCUCCAGUCACCUCAUUGAGACGAUCGUACAGCUAUCCCACAAAUCCCUUCUUCGGGACCUCUAUAAGAACCACCUCAAGGGUCAUCUGGUUGACUUAGCCCUCCAUUCCAUCGCCAACUUCCCCAUACAGAGGCUGACCGCUGCCUCGGCCAAACACAAACUGUUCCUGAGGUUGUUCGAUGAGCUGAUCCAAGGCGUGGAGGCCAUCUUGGCCGCAGGUCACAUGGGCGUGAUUGUCCAACUGGCCGAGAGCUGUGCAGAAAGUGGAGAGAAACAGGAAGAUUUGGUGCAGCGCCUCCUCCAUGCGUUCCACUGCGCUGAGCCCGGCUCUCGACACGUCAGCUGCCUCCCUCUCUUCAUGUCCCUGAUCACCUACGAGGUGUACUACCACUCUGACACAGCAGAGGGCAACAUACACACUGAGGUCCCGCUGACCUCCAUCUGUUACCACGGCUCCCGGCUGGUCCAGUCGUUGGCCAAGUUCAAGGAGCGCUCGCUCCUCCUCAGCAGCCUGCGCACCCUGACCCCCGCUGACCUCCUGACGCUGGCUUCUGACCCCUCCGGCAGCCACGUCCUCCAGGCCCUCAUCACCACAUCCAGCGACAAGGGAAGAGGCAAGAUCCUCAAGAGACUGGAGGGUCAGUAUGUCAACAUGGCGUGCUCCAGGUUGGGCAGUCGGGUGCUGGAGGCCGUAUGGAACAGCGCUUCAGUCAGUCACAGGCAGAGCAUCGCACAGGAACUAGUGCAGAGUGAAAGUCAGCUGAGGUCACAUCAGUUUGCUCGCCAUGUGUGGGCCAAAUUUGCCCUCUCCCACUUCAUCCACAGAAGAUCUCACUGGCAGGAAAUACAGAGCGGCGAGUCCAAGAAGCGAAAGCUCUUCAGUGACAUUCUGGAGUAAACAAUUUUUUUUAUAUAAUUUCAGUGUUUUUCACUCUGUAAAUGGAUAAACAAAUAAAGAACAUAUAUUGUUA